Stegastes partitus (bicolor damselfish) is the source of this 1566-nucleotide messenger RNA. RefSeq names its product growth factor receptor bound protein 7 (gene grb7). The transcript has 14 exons. Bases 1 to 1566 code for a protein of 521 amino acids. The record is from RefSeq and is a predicted model, not a curated record. Gene Ontology annotation, biological process: signal transduction. Lineage: Eukaryota; Metazoa; Chordata; Actinopteri; Pomacentridae.
AUGAUGGAGGUCGCAGGUCCCUGGACCGAAGUGUUCGAGGCCUCGGACAGGAAGGAGGCGUCCGGAGGCUCCACUCUGACUCUGGCUCCUCUGGUGGGCGACUCGCCGUCCAUCCGCCGCUCCCAGCCCAUCCUCAUCGCCUCAAACAGGUCGAAAGGCGUCACGUCGCUGUCCUCCUCCGUUCCCGCCAUCCCAAACCCCUUUCCGGAGCUGUGCAGCCCUUCCAAGUCUCCGGUGCUCAUUAGUUCGCUGCCGCCGCAGUCGACCGACAAACACCUGGUCAAGGUGUUCGGAGAGGACAGCCACAGCCGCUCGGUCUGGGUUUCUCGUGGAGCUACAGCCAGAGAAGUUUGUCAGCUGUUGGUCCAGACGGCUCACUGCAGCGACCAGGAGAACUGGGCUCUGCUGGAGCUGCAUCCCUCGCUGGGUUUAGAGAGAUGCCUGGAGGACCACGAGGUUGUGCUGGAGGUUCAGGCCACCUGGUCUCUGAAAGGCGACACGAGGCUCAUGUUCUGCAAAAACUACGCCAAGUACGAGUUCUUCAGGAAGCCGAUGCUCUUCUUCCCAGAGAACAUGAUCUCCGACAGCGCUGACGUCAGCAAGGGGAUGACGUCGUCGGAGCUCAUCCAGAACCUGCUGCGGUCCGGGACGUGUCCAGAGAUCCAGGGCUUCCUCCACGUCAAAGAAUCGAGUCGUAAAGCCUGGAAGAAGGUCUACUUCUUCCUGCGACGCUCCGGACUCUACAGCUCCACCAAGGGCUCGUCCAAGGAGCCUCGUCACCUGCAGUACGUGGCCGAUCUGGACGACCUGAACGUCUACACGGUGGUGAACAGCCGUAAGCUGUACGGAGCUCCGGCAGACUUCACCUUCUGCAUCAAGCCUUCCAGGAAUCCCAUCCGUGUCCAGGACCUGAAGAUUCUGUGCGCCGAGAACGAACAGACGCGAACCUGCUGGACGUCUGCUUUCAGAUUGUUCAAGUAUGGGAAGCAGCUCCAGUGUAACUACCAGUUGUCCAAGUCGGCUCCUCGAAGCCUGGAAGGAUCAAACCUCGCAGAUGGCAAAUGUAAGUCGGAGGCCAGCCUGGUGGCCAUGGACUUCUCAGGGAAGGCUGGAGGACGGGUCAUCCAGAACCCAACGGAGGCCCGGAGUGCAGAGAUGGAGGAGGGGCAAGCCUGGAGGAGGAGAGAAGCUCUGCGGUGCAGUUUGCCCAACCUGAACUCUGCAGCCAGACCUUCCUCCAUCCACAAGACGCUGCCGUGGUUUCAUGGCGGCGUGUCGAGAAAAGAAGCUCAGAGGCUGAUCGAGAAGCAGGGCCUGGUGGACGGGAUGUUUCUGAUUCGGGAGAGUCAGCAGCACUCGCAGUGCUUCGUCCUGUCGCUGUGCUACAAGCUGAAGACCAAACACUACCUGGUGAUUCCUUUCGAGGAAGGAGGCAGGAAGUACUUCACGAUGGACGACGGCGUCACGCUGUUCAUCGACCUGCUGCAGCUGGUGGAGUUCCACCAGAUCAACAAGGGAAUCCUGCCCGUCUGCCUCAAGCAUCCCUGCGUCUGCGUGGCGCUCUGA